Molecule: messenger RNA, 3138 nt
Organism: Alosa sapidissima (American shad)
Lineage: Eukaryota; Metazoa; Chordata; Actinopteri; Clupeiformes; Clupeidae
Gene: sppl2b
Product: signal peptide peptidase-like 2
Exons: 15
Coding region: 78-1742 (554 amino acids)
Biological process (GO): membrane protein proteolysis
Cellular component (GO): cytoplasmic side of endoplasmic reticulum membrane; lumenal side of endoplasmic reticulum membrane; lysosomal membrane
Molecular function (GO): aspartic endopeptidase activity, intramembrane cleaving
Source: RefSeq, a predicted model, not a curated record
CGGGAUUUGGGGGAAACAGCUGGUGGCAUUGCUGUAAAAUAGUGCGGCGGAUGGGCUAAACAAAACAAUCAGGCGUCAUGAGGGUCCCGACGAGUGUGUUUUGGGCAGCUUUCUUUGUUAAACAGGCUCUGGGAGACUUUGGCAUGGCACACUUCAGUGAUCAGGGGAAAAGCAAAGGCAAGGAUUACUGUAUAUUUUACAAUCCUCAGUGGGCACGCCUACCUCAAGAUCUCAACAAAGCGUCGAGGUUGCAAAUCUAUGACCUGACUGGUUCGGUCCUCUGCUCGGCGUCGGAUGUACCGGAAGGUGGCUUUCCCAACCGCAUUGCCAUGGUGCUUCGGGGAAACUGCACCUUUUAUGAGAAGGUCCGACUGGCACAGAUAAAUGGUGCCAGGGGCAUUCUCAUUGUCAGCAAAGAUAGGCUGACACCUCCAGCGGGCAACAAAAGCCAGUAUGAGGAAAUCGACAUUCCCGUUGCCCUCCUUAGCUAUGCAGAUAUGCUGGAUAUCAGCAAGACCUUUGGCAAGGGUAGGGAGGUGGCCAUGUACGCUCCAAGCGAGCCAGUGCUGGACUAUAAUAUGGUGAUCAUCUUCCUGAUGGCGGUGGGCACGGUCGCUGUCGGGGGAUACUGGGCUGGCAGCAGGGACAUUAAGAAACGUUACAUGAAGCACAAGCGGGACGACAGCACAGAGAAACAGGACGAGGAGACGGUGGACGUGACGCCCAUCAUGAUCUGCGUGUUUGUGGUCAUGUGCUGCUCCAUGCUGGUGCUUCUCUACUUCUUCUACGACCACCUUGUUUAUGUGAUCAUCGGUACAUUCUGCAUAGCCUCAUCAGUCAGCCUCCAUAGCUGCCUAUGGCCAUUUGUGCGCAGACUGCCAUUUGGAAAGUGCAGGAUACCAGAGAAUAACCUGCCAUACUGCCACAAGCGGCCCCAAGUACGCAUGUUGUUGCUCACAGUCUUCUGCGUGGGCGUGAGUGCCACCUGGUGUGUCUUCCGCAAUGAGGACCAGUGGGCUUGGGUGCUUCAGGAUGCCCUGGGAAUCGCCUUUUGUCUGUCGAUGCUGAAAACCAUCAGAUUGCCCACCUUCAAGGCGUGUACACUGCUGUUGGUGGUGUUGUUUGUUUACGAUGUGUUCUUUGUAUUUAUAACACCACUCUUAACCAAGAAUGGGGAGAGCAUCAUGGUAGAGGUGGCUGCUGGUCCCAGUAACUCCUCCACUCAUGAGAAGUUGCCGAUGGUACUGAAAGUUCCAAGGCUGAACUCUUCUCCUCUAGCCCUGUGUGAUAGGCCCUUCUCUCUCUUGGGCUUCGGAGAUAUCUUAGUUCCAGGCCUUUUGGUAGCAUACUGCCAUAGGUUUGACAUUCUAAUGCAGUCCUCACGGAUCUACUUUGUGGCCUGCACCAUAGGUUAUGGCAUUGGCCUCCUCAUCACAUUUGUGGCUCUGGCUCUGAUGGAGAUGGGCCAGCCUGCGUUGUUAUACCUGGUGCCUUGCACUCUCCUCACCAGCCUGGCAGUGGCGCUGUGGCGCAGGGAGUUGCCUUUGUUCUGGACAGGAAGUGGAUUUGUGCCUCCCCCCAUUGUCAUGGCACCAAUCAACUGCACUCAGACUGCUGGACCUUCCACCAAAGACGAGCCCCUGACCAAUUCUGAGCCUCAGAGUCCCGGCGCCACAAAUCAGAGUGAAGACCCGCCUCCCUUGCUUCCUCCUGCCGAGAACGAGACCACCAAGUCGGAGUAAUGACUCUUAGAAUGGCAAUUUGUUUCUUCUUUUUUUACAACAUUGAUAUUAAGGAUAUGAAUCAUGAAUUGAGGCAAAGGAGGGAGUUCCUUCGUACUCAUGGACAUGCUGUGGCCAAUCAUCUUGGUGCGCUUGAUGGGUCAGUGAGGAACAAGUGUACACGCAAGAAUCAUUGAGAAGAAUUUGACUGUCUCGUUUAAGAAACACAAAAAAAAACCCAGGUGAAGAUGAGUCAACUCAAGCUUGUACUCACAAUAAAUCACUGGCCUCCUGCUCCUACCCAUGAGAUGGACUAAGCAGACAGCGCAGUUGAACGGUGGACCACUCUACAGGAAGCAGCUAGUCAUUUCUUAUCGGAUAAAUAUUUUAGGUUCUUCUCUGCUCUUGCUAGUCUCCUUGUCUGAAAUGCAGUAAACCAUUAUAAGCCCAGUCUUUCAAAGAAAUAAUAAUAAUAAUAAAAAAACAGGUUAAGCGUCAAAUCCUUUAAAAUAUGGUGCUAAGAAUGAAACGACCCAAAGGUCUUAGCUAACAGUAAUGAUGUUGCACAUCAUUUUCUUUCUUUGUUUUGUAACUUCUGGGUUUGGAGUUAUGCAUGCUGUGGUUUGUAACCACGUGCGACGGCACUAUAUUUUUUAGUUGUUUUUCUUUUAUAUACACAUACUGUAUAGUAUAAAAAGGUACAGAAAUUGUAAUCAAUCCAAGUUUUAAUUCAUACAUUGUAGAGUUUUUUUUUUUUUAUAUAUAUAUGGUAUAGAUGAAUAGACUGCCCUUGAGUGCUUGUAAGUGGUUUGGGAGUAUUGCUUCAUCAAACUCAGUACUGUACUAAAGAUGUGCUUGUGUUUUUUUGUUUUGUUUUUAACUUGACAAAGAUGUAUUUCUUUGACCCCAAGAAUGAUCUGCGAUGAACAUUUUAGUCGGAUCAUCCUGAAUUAUGUAACGAACGACAGGGUGCAAAUGAUCUGUGUUCAAAUUGAAUUUGAAGACAAUUGUGUCUGUGAUACUGAAAGAUUUAAUUGCUGCAUAAAAUGGUCUAUCAAAAAUGUUUGCCAACAGUUACUGAGUUACAGCUAGUUUAAUGUUCAUGCCAUUUCAGUAGUUGUUUACAUUAGCGUAUAUGCUGGGUCACAAGAUGUAUUUUAUUGUAGGAAAUCUGAACCUGUUACAGCCCUGCAUGUCAUUUCAACUCUACUUAGCAAAGAAGUGGAUCUGUUGAGUAAUUUAAAAAUCAUGAAGAUAUAUCGUGAAAUGGUUAAGGACAUUCGUUUUAUUGAACAAUUCAUGUUCUUGAGGUUGUCAUACAUUGGGUGUGGCACCUGGGUUUUUCUUUUUUUCCCUUUUAAUUAUUAUUUUUACCUGUUAUGAAUAUCAUACAAUAAAAGGAAGAGAUACAUUUGAA